Molecule: messenger RNA, 1062 nt
Organism: Striga asiatica
Lineage: Eukaryota; Viridiplantae; Streptophyta; Magnoliopsida; Lamiales; Orobanchaceae
Source: the annotation of a GenBank genome assembly
AUGGCCGCAAUCAAGCUCGAUUUACCAGUCCCUGGAGGCCCGAACAGUAGAUAUCCCCUUUUCCAAGCCUUCCCAACUCUCCUGUACAGUUCCUUCCUCUUCAGAAACCGGUCGAUGUCCUCGAUUACUGUGCCUUUGACCUCAUCGUCCAUAGCCAGGGUUUGGAAAUUCGCUGGGUGGUCGAGGCUCACCGACUGCCACGGGCUCCGGCCAAUCCCGUGCAUACGGUCGUUCGCCAGUGUGUGGAGCUUAAUCGUCUUCUUCUCCUCCUUCACGGCCUUGGACUUUUCGACCACGUGCGGCAGGUACUCGUCGAGGAUCAGGUCCCGCCGGCUCCUGUGGAAGGUGCCGGAUCUCGUCCCUCGGGCACUUGUCCGGGUAUGGGCCCGGGCCAGGCCUAGACGUGGCCACCAUCCUCCACCGGACCUCUGCCCCGCGGAAAGAGUCGGCGAACUCAACGUCCCGACCGACGGUGACGUGGAUCUUCCGCUCCUUGUCGGGGAGGAUGGCACGGAGGGAGCGGGCGGUGGGUCCCGCGAUCGAGCCCGUGUAGACCUCGGCGGCGAGGAACAGCUGGUUGCGGGACAGGCCGUCGGUUACCUCCGACGAGAGCGCGUUGAGCGCGUAGCGGAGCUUGGUGAAGAGGAAGCGGCGGAGCUCGCCGGGGACGAGGUCGCGGGCGAGGGAGCGGACGAGGACGGCGGUGGCCGCCAGGGAGGCGGCGGCGGAGAGGGCUUGCUUGGCGGAGGGGAGCUCGAUUUUUGGGGUGGUAAACUGUGCGAAGUGAGAAAAUGGGAGAAAGACAGAGAAUUUAUAGGAGUGAGAGAGAGAGAGAGGUGGUGGCGAGAAGAUGGAGUCUUGAGGGAGACGAUGAAAGAUGAAAGUGAAGGAUGGUUUGCUACUGGAGAAAAGAAUUUAGGAAAACACUACAUUCCCACGGAAUUAUUUAAGCAGCAUAAGAUUAGCAUUAGAAUUUGCAUGCAACAAAUGAGUGACGAUGGAGAUGAUAGAAAUCGUUUGGAGGCGGAGAUUGCGGAAGAGGAGCAACGACAGAAAGAUUGA